This is a messenger RNA of Triticum turgidum subsp. durum (durum wheat), 270 nucleotides long. The record is from the annotation of a GenBank genome assembly. Lineage: Eukaryota; Viridiplantae; Streptophyta; Magnoliopsida; Poales; Poaceae.
AUGGCCGCGGCAACCCCUCCUCUUCUCUCUGUGGCCGCGGUAGCUCAGGCAGCGGCACACACCCAACAUCGCCAUGGACCAGUAGCUCAAGCAUUCUUCUUCCUGAUGGUGAUGGGGUUCCCUCACCAUCUUCAGGUCGUCAUCCUUGAGGCCUCCACCAUCUGCAGUGUCUACCAUGGACUGUUUGCACCUUCUAUGCAAAUACUUGAUUGUAUAUGGAUUGAAUGGAUGGAUAGAUUGCAGGGUCUACAAUGCACCACCUUGAUUUGA